AUGUUAAAAACUAUUUGUUUAAAACCAGGUAAACGAGAUGAUAGUCUAAAUCGAAUUGGAUACAAAAGUACUUUUGUUUUACCAAAUUUUUUUGAAUUUACAAACAGAAUUAUAUUCGUAAAUGGUGGUAUCGAGAAAUUUAAGCAAUUUAUUAUAAAAAAAUAUGAAAAAUGUUUAUCAGAAAAGUCUGUACCAGAUGAUGCACGAGCGUGUUUAAAAUUAAAUGAUGCACAAAAAUGUUUAUUUAAGGAAUCUGACAAUAAUUGGGCGUACCGCUACGAAUGUGACAUGUUAUAUAAAAUAUAUGAAAGAGAAUUACCGAAUGCAACAAAAUGGUGUACCCAAUUCGCAGUUCAAGUGACUCCCAAAGAAUUUAUAAUAGAAAAAUACCAUGAAGAAAUAAGGGCAGAAGAUCUGGCAAGAUUAACAAUUAAAAGUAAUGAUAAAUAUCCUUAAAAAUCAUUCUAUAAAAUACAAAAAUUCACUAUGUAAUUCAAAUUCCUGUUUUAUACAUACUAUUUGUAUUUCAACAUAAAACCAAAAAAAAAAAAAAAGAAAAAAAAAUAAUAUUAAUAAAAGUUAAAAUUAAAGUUAAUGCUAAUUUUAUGACUGAGGUAGUUCGACCAAAAUAAAAUAGAAAUAUUUUCUCCAAUGCAGGGGUUCUUAAACUAUUUUUUUCACAUUGUCCUUUUUACAAUUUAAUUCAGCCACGGUGAACUGCUGUGAAUGACAUGAAAGACAAAACAAAAAAAAAUUCUAUACAUUUUAAAUUAUACACCGUGGUGCACAGUUAAGGAUCCGCUCCUCUAAUGAAUUAUGUUAUUUUAAAUUAUUUAAUAUCUUACUAAGCAUGAUUGCA
Molecule: messenger RNA, 859 nt
Organism: Aphis gossypii (cotton aphid)
Lineage: Eukaryota; Metazoa; Arthropoda; Insecta; Hemiptera; Aphididae
Exons: 11
Coding region: 1-456 (151 amino acids)
Source: RefSeq, a predicted model, not a curated record